Messenger RNA from Adineta ricciae, 318 nucleotides. The record is from the annotation of a GenBank genome assembly. NCBI's taxonomy places the organism in Eukaryota, Metazoa, Rotifera, Eurotatoria, Adinetida, Adinetidae.
AUGUCUACCUAUACUUCUGGUACGUUUUCAUUAAAUUCAGAUUAUCGUCGAUCUUCUCACAUUCUUUUUAAACGUACAAUUCAAGCUAUACAUUUCCUGCAGCAAAAGUCACUACCAUGCAGCAAAAUGUCAACGCACGUAUUUAGACCUUACAGAUUAUCGUACAUUCCUCGGGAUGUUUUUGUAACGAUUUCAUUCUAUCAAUAUGAGUGGACUGAGCCUUUAAUAGCAUUCAAUGAUCGAUUGCUCUUCGUUUUCCUCGUCGUACUCAUCAUACAAUCAUUGGAUUUUCUAGCAAAGUUAUUUUAUUUACUGUAA